ACCGCCACUCGAAUUUCCCGGUGGAUGCUUCGAAGGAAACACCGAACAACCGCCAACCUGAAGCAGGACGAGGACAGAAAUAUUUCGCGAUACUUGGACAGCUUUCUGUCUCAAAUCCGACAUCCUGUCAACAGGAUAAUUCGACGGAACGACAUUCGAAACGAUGAAGUGACAAAGGAAGAAUCAACGAGUGGUUCGUCGAACAAAGAAACCACGAGACCAGAAAAGAUCGAGACACAAAAGAAACUGCGAACAAUAGAUAACGCUGUGACCAUUGGACUGACCAAUUUGGACAAACCUGGACCCUCGAGGAUACAAUCUAAUAAGACACCGCAAACUAGUCAGAAGAAAUCGAAGACUACUCGAGAGAAAACAACACAAAUGUAUCAGAAUUUGAGCACUCAGAGGCUGAAAGGGAGCGAAGACAUCGAUGAGGAUGUAAGCGAUUCUUCUUUGCUGGAAGAUGAGCAGCCGAGACCAAAGUAUAUUCUGGUUGGAUGGGACAGUUUUCGUUCGAAGCUGAUGUUGUUGUUGUUGAUACUCCUGAUUUUAUGGGCCGUUAUAUACUUUCCCUUAAUUGGAACAUGAAGUUUAUCUCGAAUUCGAUAUAAAA
Molecule: messenger RNA, 613 nt
Organism: Megachile rotundata (alfalfa leafcutting bee)
Lineage: Eukaryota; Metazoa; Arthropoda; Insecta; Hymenoptera; Megachilidae
Source: RefSeq, a predicted model, not a curated record